AUGUCAAACCAAGACAAGAAAGAGACGGACAUAGCUGCCGAGCUACUCAAGGACGUCCACGGCGACAACAAGCGUCUUGUGAACUCACUGCUCCGCAGGACGGAGCCUGAGUUGCCUUCUCCCAUGCCCGAUGGCAGCGAGAAGUCAGUCAAGACGCUUCUCACGAACAUGAAGAAGCAAGCCGAUCUCGACAAGGCGGGUAACCCCGGUGUCUUCGACGCUCUUGAGACACCUAAGCCUGGAUCGGCUAAGGACCGCGAGCUGGACGACGAUCUCGUCGCCAUGGGCAUUACCAACACGAAGAAGGUGAGCAAGACCUCCACCAAGAGCAAUCAAAAGAAGGGGGACAACAAGAAGGCAAAGAAGAGCAGCAAAGCAUCCACCAGCAUGACGGCAGUUGUCCAGGCCCAGUCUACCACGGCAGCAGCUCCCCAGGUCGAGGGCACGAGGAAGAGUGCCCGGCUGGCAGGUACGGCUCUUGCCGCACCAGGCCGCUUCACGAUAUAUGAGGGCGACGAUGACCAGGACUUCGAGGUCAGCUCGCCGGCUGAGUGCCCUAACUCCCCAAACACCGAGGACGAUGAGAUGCAAGACGCUGUAGGCAUCGACAGCAUCCCUACGCCAAGCGACGCCUUCUACCCGCCGGCACGCGGAAUCAUCGUGCCAUCGGUUGUCUACCCUACCAGCAACAUCAGGGACACGCCUAUCCAUGGCGCCCUCGUCCAUCGUCUCCGGCAGAACUCUGCCAUCCACCCUCCAACCGAAGAGCAGCAGGCCGAUGCCGAGCAGCGCAUCAUCGAGACCGCGCUGGACCGCCACCCACCUUGGGAUGUUGCCAAGAAGGCACGCAAGGCGCAGGAUGUCGAGUACGAAGACAUCCACACGCUCUUCUCCCGCAUGAGACUCGCGGUGCAGCGCACCAACAGCUUCGAGGCGACGGUGCGCCAAAACUUCGCACUGGGCAACUGCGGUUUCGUCGCGGAAAUUGACGAUGAACAUGAUGACAUUGACGUUGUCCUUACGAAGGCGUACCUCCAGCGCAUGGAGGAAGUCAUGGCGCAGUUCCUUGAGGAAAACCCGCCGAAGGGGUCGAAGGAGGAGAAAGCCAUGAGGGCCAAGAAGAACCGGGAGACGCGCAGCAGGAGGAAGGCCGAGGCAGACGCGCGAGAGAAGGAAGCGCUGGAGGCAGAGCUGCUGGAGAUCGGCGGCAGGAUGACUCGCACGCAGAAGAGGAUGCUCGAAGAGGUCCUCACGGAUUCAACGCCAGCGCAGCAGAGCCCUCAGACAGAGUCGGACCAGCAAGCCGAAGCCCAGGAGGAAGCUCCUCGCUACUACGAGCUUUCGGAACCGCUCCGGUCUAUGGUCUGGAGCCGCUACCGGGAUUCGCUGCCUGCUCCGGAACCCAGCACUCCUCCGAAGGAGGCGGAGAGCUCGAUGAGGAUUGUGAAGACUCCCUUCAGCCGGUUCAUUGGUCGGUACAUGGAGAGACUCCGGCUGAGCAGCAAUUCCGGACCCAGCGCGAGCGGCCAGGUUGGAAUCGAGAGGAGCAUCGAGAACGUUGCGCCGGCGGUUUCCCGCGAAGAGGCCCUUGCCAAGCCUAAGAGCGAGGCCUCUAUCACUAACACCAGCGAUGAAGAGACGCUUGUCCCGAAAACACCCCGCGCACAGCUUCCGUACACACCAUCGCUGGAGGAAAUGGAGGCCAUGUUGCCUCAGCGCCCCACCGUGUCGCCUCUCACACCCGCCCCUGCUUCGAGCCGUCGCCGUGCUCGGAGAAUUUCUGAUUCGUCAGCCUCAGACACUGCGUCUGGACCUGCUAGCAAGAGGACCAAGCUGCGAGUCAGGAAAGCGAAGUCGCCUACGCCGCUGGCCAGCCAGCAAGAAGCUGUCGCUCCCUCCCAGGAGAUCAUCGUCUUGAGUGAUGACGAUGAAGAGUCCGAGCUCUCCGACGACAUGUCGGAUCUCACCAUCAAGACGCCUGCGAAGCCGCCAGGUGAAGAGGUCGGGUUCAAGCUGCCAAAGAUCCUCACCCAGAGUGAGACGAUCCAGAGGAUCAUGGGUCGCAACCUGGGCAGGGUCACCACCAACGCCAGCAACGCGCGUCCGCAGCGCAGCACUGUCCUCGUUUCCUCAGCCACCACGCAGCCAGCGACAAGCAGCUAUGACGACAACGCCGAUUACUCCUCGCCGCCGUCGCGCUUCACCACGCCCACGCCGAGCAACCCUUGCGGACAUGCUCAGCAGACCGGAUCUGGCGUGGACGCGUCCCCGGCCUCCUCCUCCACCCCCGGCGUCACCAUCAUCGCCCCGGAUGCUGGCAGCAGCCAAGGCUCGGAUUGGUUUGGCUACAGGCAGCAGUUCCAAGAUGGUGAGGACUCCGACGGCGACUCCCGCAUUUACAACGAGGACGACCCGACCGAGGAUGAGGAUGAGGGGAAUUGCGACGACAACGAAGAGGACUACGGCUAUGAGGAUGCGUACGCUCGCUUUGAUGACGAUGCGCUGACUCCUGGUCCUGUCCAGAUCCUCAGCGACCGUCGCACACCCUCUGAGACAGGCAGUGUCGAAGUGAGGACGCCGAGACAGCCGAAGCGUAACAAGGGCAAGGAACGCAUGAGGGACGACAUCUUGGUCGUUGAAGACGACGAGGGCAACGAGAUUCACCUCGACCCCAGCAACUUCGGCAACUUCGAGAGAGAGCGUGCCCGCAUGGGAGCAGCCGACACUCGUAAAAUCCACAACGUGUGGACCCUUUGCGAAGAGAUGGGUGUCGCGGAUCUCAUGAACCACGGUAUCGAGGACGAGGAUGAGCUGACGGACCUGUACAACCAAGAGUGGCCUGGAAGGCGCAUUGGGCUGGAGACGGCCGAUGGACAGGUCUGGGUCACUUUGAAGCCCAGGAAGCUCCACGAGGUCCGUCAAAUGAUGACGCAGCUGGAGGUUGACAUGGACGCGAGGUCGUCUGGGCGCUCUUCGAGUGCCGAAUACUAG
This is a messenger RNA of Lasiodiplodia theobromae, 2991 nucleotides long. RefSeq lists its product as uncharacterized. The record is from RefSeq and is a predicted model, not a curated record. The coding region runs from base 1 to 2991 and encodes 996 amino acids. The transcript has a single exon. NCBI's taxonomy places the organism in Eukaryota, Fungi, Ascomycota, Dothideomycetes, Botryosphaeriales, Botryosphaeriaceae.